AUGGAAGUGCAAGUGACCACCUUGGCAGGCGACUGCCUGACCUUCCGAUGCAAGCGAUGGACCUUGAGGGAUUUGAAGGACGCCAUCAAGCGAGCGACAGGCAUCCGCAUGCGAGAGCAGCGGCUGAUUUCAGGAGCGCAGGAGAUGCACGAAGAUGAGCUCUUGACAGAUGGGCUGCAAUUGACCUUGAUCCGACGUCCCCUGGAGCAGGUUCGAAUCCUAGAGGAUUUGGAGGAUCGUGAUGCGAAACGCGUAUUGCAGAAGGUGCCGGAGCAGUACCGUGCAGACCGGGAAGUGAUGCUGGCAGCUGCAGCGAGUGAUGCCUCGUGCAUUUCUUUGGCAGACAAGACGUUGCGAGAGUGCAGGGACUUCAUUUUGGCCGUGCUGAAACGCAAUGGAAUGGUCUUGAAAUUUCUGGAUGCUGCGAUGCAAGAUGAUCCAGAGCUGUGCUUGGCAGCUGUCAAUCAGAACGGCUAUGCGCUGCAGCAUGUUGCAGCGCGCUGCCAGAGCAAAUCCUUAGUCUUGGCUGCUGUGAGCACUGACGGAGAAGCUCUGCAGUUCGCCUCGCAGUCCCAGCGCGCAGAUCAGGAAGUGGUAUUGGCGGCCGUGGAGCAAUACUCCUGGAGUUUCCAAUAUGCCACGGAAGACUUGAAGUUCAACCGUGAAUUUUUGCUCCUGACCAUGGCUUGCAACGGUCGAGCGCUGCAGCAUCUGAGUGAUGAGUGGAAGAAGGAUCCUGACAUUGUUCUUGCCGCGGUCUCGGAAUUUCCUGGCGCCUUGCGUUUUGCAGACCCAGAGUUGCGGAGCUGCAAGCCUUUCGUCUUGGCUCUUUUCCAGCGAAGAGCGUGCACACUGAAGUACCCUGUGGAGGAGCUUUGGGAAGAUCGUGACUUCGUCCUGCAGGCAGUGCAGAUUCAGAGCUCGGCAUUCCAAGCGGCCAGCGCAGCCUUUCGCGGGGACCCAGAGAUUGCCAUGUUGGCGGUGCAACGACAUGGUUAUACCUUACAAUUUGCCUCCACUGAGCUGCGUGCGGAAAAGAAGAUCGUGCUGGCGGCGGUGCGGCAAUAUGCUUCGGCCUUGGCAUCUGCUCCCAAGCUCCAGGAGGACCGAGAGGUGGUGGAAACAGCUGUGCGGCGGAACGGCUGCAGCUUGAGAUAUGCUGCGCAAACCUUGCGAGAAGACAAAGAAAUGGUGCUACUGGCAGUGAGGCAGCAGGGCUUUGCUUUGCAGUUUGCUGGGGAGCGGCUGCAGUUGGACCAAGAGGUCGUCCUCGAAGCACUUCGCAGCGAUUUGUCAAGCCUGGAGCUGGUGAGAAGUUCUUUGUGGCAGGACGCUGGUUUCAAGGCUCAGGUGCGCCGGCUCUUUGGCGAUGAUCCCGAUGUGGCCACCUUCAUGGGCUGCUCAGUGAAGCGCCGAAGGCUGCUGGAAUGA
Molecule: messenger RNA, 1431 nt
Organism: Cladocopium goreaui
Lineage: Eukaryota; Dinophyceae; Suessiales; Symbiodiniaceae
Source: the annotation of a GenBank genome assembly